AUGAAGGCCGAGAAGGCUGCGGCGGCCGCCGCCGCCGCCCAAGCCGAGGAGCCUGCUCCCGCGCCGGCAGCGGAGCCUCCGGCGGCCGAGGCGAAGCCAGCGCCGGCAGUGGAACCUGCGGCGGCCGAGGCAAAGAAGGAGACUCCCAAAGAGCGGCUGGCGCGCAUCAAGGCGGAGAAGGCAGCGGCGGCGGCAAAGGAGGAUGCACCAGCAGCGGCCGAGCCCGCUGAAGAUCCGCCGGCUCCUCCUUCAGCGGAGGAGGCUGCUGCGGGAGCCGAAGACCCCGCUCCCGCUCCGGCUCCAGAGGACACGAUCGACGAGUCCAAGGCUGCCGAGCCUCCCGCCGAGCCGCCUGCGGAGGCGGCGGCGGCGGGUGAGGGCGGCCCGGCGGCGCCCGACGACGGCGGGGGAGACCCUGGCGAUGGAGUGGCAGCAGACGACGCGUCCGACGAGGCGGUGGCGCCUGAGGCGGCGGCAGCGCCAGCGGCGGCGGAGGCGGAGGCGGCGGCGGAGGCGGCGGAGGCGGCGGAGGCGGCGGAGGCGGCGGAGGCGGCGGUGGCGGCAGCGGCGGAGGAGGAGGAGGAGGAGGAGGAGGAGGCGGGGGCUGCUGCGGAGGCGUCGGCAGCCGAUGGCGCGGCGGAAGCGGAGGGGGAGGCGGAAGCGGGGGAAAUGGCGGCGGCGGCGGCGGCGGAGGAGGAGGAGGAGGAGGAGGCGGCGGCGGGGGAGGCGGCGGCGGCGGGGGAGGCGGCGGCGGCGGGGGAGGCGGCGGCGGCGGACACGGAGGCGGGCGGGCAGGGUGCGGAGGUGGAAAGCGGCGUCUCUUCUCCGGCGGCGGCGAACGCCCUCGCAGGCAUGCUGGACGCGGUCGGCUCGUCCUCCGAGUCGGCUCACGACGCGGAGUUCGCGCUGCUGGCGCCGGUGCAGCUGCCAAAGGAGAUGCUGGUGCGCAGCGAGGGGGCGGCGACGGAGCUGCACCAGACGGUGUGGGGGCGCGUCGAGGCCCCCCCGUCGCGCAAGUCUUGGUUCGGGAAGAAGCAGCACGUCGUCAAGCCGGUGCCGAACCAGAACCGCGUCUUGCGGGUGGGCGCGCGGCUGCAGGCGGACAGACAGACAGAAGAACCUCCAAACCCCCUCAGUCUCUAG
This is a messenger RNA of Emiliania huxleyi CCMP1516, 1143 nucleotides long. RefSeq lists its product as hypothetical. Bases 1 to 1143 code for a protein of 380 amino acids. Lineage: Eukaryota; Haptophyta; Isochrysidales; Noelaerhabdaceae. The record is from RefSeq and is a predicted model, not a curated record. The transcript has 4 exons.